UCUCUGAUCCCUCAGCCUCCUCCGAUCCAUCACCAUCGUCGACGCACACUAGCAGCUAGCUCCACGCGCCGUGCUCGCUCGCAACCCCACCAACUACUCAACAGGCACCACACUUCGCGCUCACCGUACCUCAUGGCGGCGGCGGCGGCGGUGACGCAGGAGGCGCGAAGGACGACGAGGCAGGCCGUGCCGGCGUCGUCUCGGGUGGCGAUCAUCGGCGGCGGCAUCAGCGGGCUUGCCGCGGCGAAGCAGCUGGCGGCGCACGACCCGGUGGUGUUCGAGGCGACGGCGUCGGUGGGCGGGGUGUGGAAGCACUGCGCGUACCGGUCGACCCGUCUGCAGACGCCGCGCCCCGACUACGAGUUCUCCGACUACCCGUGGCGCAACCGCGAGGACCCAACGUUCCCGACGCACGCCGAGAUCGUGGAGUACCUCGAGGGCUACGCCGACGCGUUCGGCCUCUGGCGCUACAUCGCUCUCGGCGCCAAGGUCGUGGACGUCAAGUUCCUCGGCGGCCGCGCCGCCGGCUUCACCGAGCUCUGGAGCGGCACCGGCGAGCCGCUCCAGGGCAAGCCCAUGUGGGAGAUCGGCGUCGCCACCGCCGGCUCCGACGACGUUCGGUACUACCAGUUCGAGUUCGUGGUGAUGUGCGCCGGCAAGUACGGCGACGUGCCGCGGAUGCCGGUGUUCCCGCCGGGCAGGGGGCCGGAGGUGUUCCGGGGUCAGGUGAUGCACUCCCUCGACUACUGCAAACUCACCGAGGAGGAGACCGUGGAGCUCAUGAGGGGGAAGAAGGUGGUCGUCGUCGGGUACAAGAAGAGCGCCAUCGAUCUAGCGCUUGAAUGCGCUGAGGCCAACCAAGGUGAGGGAGGCGAGGCGUGCACGAUGCUGGUGAGGACCCUGCACUGGGUGGUGCCGUCCUACUCCAUCUGGGGCCUGCCCUUCUUCCUCUUCUACUCCACCCGCCUGUCCCAGUUCCUCUACGAGCGCCCCGGCCAGGGAAUCCUCCGCUCCAUGCUCUGCCGCCUCAUGGCCCCGCUGAGGGCGGGCGUGUCCAAGUUCAUCGAGUCCUACUUGGCGUGGAAGCUCCCGCUGGACAAGUACGGGCUCCGGCCGAACCACCCCUUCGUGGAGGACUACGCCUCCUGCCAGAUGGCCAUCCUCCCCGACGGCUUCUUCGACAUGGCCGACCGCGACAUGAUCCGCUUCAAGAGGGCCCCGGGCGGCUGGUGCUUCUCCCGCGACGGCGUCCUCCUCGACGACGGCACCGAGGUGAAGGCCGACCUCGUCUUCCUCGCCACCGGCUUCGAGGGCAAGGACAAGCUCCGCGCCGUCCUGCCCCAGCCCUUCCGCGGCCUCGUCGUCGACAAGUCCGGCAUGAUGCCGCUCUAUCGCGGCACGAUCCACCCUCUGAUCCCGAACAUGGCGUUCGUCGGGUACGUGGAGAGCGUGUCCAACCUGCACACGUCGGAGCUCCGGUGCCGCUGGCUGGCGGGCCUGCUCGACGGCCGGUUCGCGCUGCCGAGCGUGGAGGACAUGGUGCGGCACGUCGACGGCGAGGCGGAGGCCAUGCGCCGCACCACGCGCUUCUACCGCCGCCACUGCAUAUCAACCUACAGCAUCCACGACAGCGACGCCAUGUGCGCUGACCUCGGCACCAGGGUGCUCCGCAAGGGCAACUUGCUCGCAGAACUCUUCGCGCCCUACAACAACCAGGACUACAAGGAGGAAUGA
Setaria italica (foxtail millet) is the source of this 1734-nucleotide messenger RNA. RefSeq names its product probable flavin-containing monooxygenase 1. The transcript is spliced from 4 exons. Lineage: Eukaryota; Viridiplantae; Streptophyta; Magnoliopsida; Poales; Poaceae. Gene Ontology annotation, molecular function: flavin adenine dinucleotide binding; N,N-dimethylaniline monooxygenase activity; NADP binding. The coding region runs from base 133 to 1734 and encodes 533 amino acids. The record is from RefSeq and is a predicted model, not a curated record.